GAAAAGGGCACAUCAAAAACAAAAAUGGCCUCGCAUGGUAUUUGUUUUGUUCGGACAAAUUGAUCGGUGUUGUCUUAAAAUCCUGGUGAAACGUUAUCGUCCGCUGUUCCGGUUUACGUGAAUUUCUUCCGCCAGGCAUGCUCCAUCGGCCGGCGGUAUUUGUUGCCCGUUUUUCGCUGCACACUAGUGGUUUUUCUCGUUUUAAGUACGCGGCUCUCAGUCGAAUCGGCGGCGCGCGUGCAUUUUGAAAGAGUGUUUUUGUUUUGUGUUGUUCCCCGCUGUGGGUAAUUGAGCCGAUGAUGGAUUCGGGAAUUUUACUAGUUCCGAAGCUGGAACCACAUCCGGACGGGGUCGGGAAUAGUGCUUUGACCGGAGCGCUGCCAAAAGUGACGAUUGUUGCGAAAGGAGUUGAACUAGGCGAAGGGGGUUGUCGAGGAAGGACGGGAUGCAGCGGGAACAAACAAAAACACAGAUCCGGCAGAGAUGGAGAGCUGAUCCUGGUGAUGGAGCCUCAAAAUCCUUCCCCGACCAAGUAUUUCGAUCAAAAUGGAUUGCCCCUGAAGAAGGAACUGGUUGAGAAUGAGCUGACGGAAGAACUUCCCGCGGGAAAAGCUUCCUCGAAGAAACGAUCCAAACUAACGAUAACCUGCCACAAGUGUUCCAGGCUGUUCGAGACGAAGAUAGAGUACGAAUUCCACUACCGGAAGAGUUACAACCAGGAGCCAAUCUACUGCUGCACAACUUGUGAUAAACAGAUAUCCCAGUACAAAGCUUACAGAUUGCAUAUUUAUCGCCACUUGAACAGUGCGAAUCAGCGAUAUACCUGUGGAACCUGCGCCAAAGUGUUCCAUCAGAAGUCGGACCUGACCAGGCAUGAAGGUGUCCAUGAGAGUCAAAUCCCAGCUUCCCGCCCCGAAUCGGAUCUCAUGGCCGCCACAAUGGCAGGGAAAAUCAAUUGCGAUCGGUGCGACGCCGUUUUCGGCAGCCAAGCCGAGGUCAGGAUCCACAUCAAGAAGAUUCACCCGAUUCCCAAGCAGAUGAUCGAAUGCCCCGAUUGCGGGAAAUUCCUAUCGGCUGGGAGUUUAUACUCGCACCGGAAAAUCCACUCGGAUGGGCCGAAAUUCACCUGCGAGGAUUGUGAUAAGUCGUUCGUGCAGAAGAUCAACUUCAUUCACCACCGGAAAAAACACCUGCCGAACGAUGAGCGGCCGUUCCCGUGCGGGGAGUGCGGGAAGGCGUUCUUCGAGAAGUCCCACCUGCAGAGGCAUCAGUUCUUCCACUCCGAGGAGCGACCGUACAAGUGCGAGCUUUGCGGCAAGUGCUACAAAACCGAGCGGUGUUUGAAGGUUCAUUCGGCGGUUCACAAUGCAGAUCGUCCUUUCGUCUGCACCGAGUGCAACAAAGGCUUCCUGAGCAGUUCGAAGCUUCGCCAGCACAGUAACAUCCACUCCGGAUUGCGUCCCUUCAAGUGCAAGUACUGCUCUCGGGAUUUCACCAACUUUCCCAACUGGCUGAAGCAUAUUCGUCGGAGGCAUAAGGUAGAUCAUCGGACCGGGGAAAAACUGGACAGUGUUCCGAAAUUCAUGACCAAGAAGAAGGACAAACCAGUGGAUAAAAAGGACUCCGUAAUGGAAAAGCCUAAGCAAAUCUUUCAACCGCCAAAGCAGACACUGCAACUGGCCAUCAAGGAGGAAAGCCUUCCCUUCGUUGGCGAAAACUCCAACAUUGAUCUCAAUCUGGUCUCCAAGGAUGACCUGCUGCAGCCGCUCAAGAUGGAAGAGAUGGAGGACAUCUUCCUGGAGCUUCCCGGCGGAGCAGGAAUUUCAACUAUAGUGGUAGAGGACGAAGACGCCCAGCAUGCGGUGGAGCGUCCAACAAUGGCCACCACCACCUCCACCAGUGAACCGUUAACCGAGGAGGACGAAUCGGAACCGCUCGGGCCGACGGAUUCGGACUUUAUCGAUCCGCCGCCGCUGGGUCUGUCCGAGGACGACAACGAGCUGUUCCAGUUUGGUUACGUGCAACCUGAAUUCGAUUGUGAUUUUAGUAUUAAGAACGAGUUUUCCCUGAGGCGAGAAGCUGUGAAUGUGAUUCGGGAGAUUGAUUCGACCAGCAUUAUGGGCGAUGAUUUCGGUGCAACGUCGGCAUCGUCGAUCGCCCUUCCGGCUGCUACCGGUGCCCUGGUGUACGACAUCAACGGCGAGUUGCCCAUCUUCCCGACUUUGAUCUCAAUCUGUGGCGAUGAGCAGCCGUUCCGGCUCAUCAAUCCGAACUUUAUCCAUCUGCCGCAGCUACGGAGGGGCAGCGGUUCCAGCAGCAAUGGUAGCAGCGGCGCAUCCGGCAACGGUGGACCCAGUGGAAGUGGACUAAAGGUGAAGUCACCGUAAGUAGAAACCGAUCUUCAUAUAACAAUAUUUUUCUACGCAAAAAAUUUAAGUUUCGACAACUGGUAAGAAACCAUACACAUUAUACACCCGCCAAGUGGUAUAUAUAAUAACAUAAAUUAAGGUAAAAAAAACAGAGAGAUCUCGGCUCGAAGAUAGCACGUGUGCUUCUUCGACAGAAACAGUUGGGCUAGUGACUAGACAGGACGAAAUUUUGUGGUGAUUUAUUCUUAGUAGUAGUGUUGUAAGGAUAAGGUUAUUUUCGAUCAUGUGAUCAGAUGAAAAAUUGGCGUUGAUUGGCGGAUCGUGCACUCAGUUGGAGUCGAAUAUGUCUAAGCAAAAAUGAUAGGUUGUAAGCAGAUUCAACGCCGCCGUUGCGACGGUAGCGAAUCAGAAGGAAGUAUUCAUACCGUAAUAAUAUAUAUAAGCGCAGAUUACAGAGGCAAACAGGAAAAUGAUGAUACAAAGCGCAACUCAGAGCCUACAAAAGACUGUUUUUGUAAUAAACACAAACAAGCUGAAAGCUGUAAUGUAAGGAAA
This is a messenger RNA of Aedes aegypti (yellow fever mosquito), 2924 nucleotides long. RefSeq names its product zinc finger protein 35. Bases 297 to 2387 code for a protein of 696 amino acids. Gene Ontology annotation, biological process: regulation of transcription by RNA polymerase II. The transcript has 5 exons. The record is from RefSeq and is a predicted model, not a curated record. Gene Ontology annotation, molecular function: RNA polymerase II cis-regulatory region sequence-specific DNA binding; DNA-binding transcription factor activity. Lineage: Eukaryota; Metazoa; Arthropoda; Insecta; Diptera; Culicidae.